Nyctereutes procyonoides (raccoon dog) is the source of this 5355-nucleotide messenger RNA. RefSeq names its product FERM and PDZ domain containing 1 (gene FRMPD1). Gene Ontology annotation, cellular component: cytoskeleton. The transcript is spliced from 18 exons. The record is from RefSeq and is a predicted model, not a curated record. The coding region runs from base 362 to 5233 and encodes 1623 amino acids. Gene Ontology annotation, molecular function: protein binding. Lineage: Eukaryota; Metazoa; Chordata; Mammalia; Carnivora; Canidae.
GCUGCUGACACAUCCCAGGAGGGUGUGGACUGUGUGGUGAAUGUAUGAAAGCCAACUAGGGCAGAGAGCAAAAGAACCAGUUGGAGGAAGAAUGACACCACAGGGAGAUGAAUCUCCAGUUUGGCAAUUCUAAUUCCAGCUCUUUCAUUAAUGAGCUGUGUAACCUUGGCCAAACGUCUUCCUCUUUGUAGGCUCCAGUGUCUGUGUUUGUAAAAUGAGGGCUUGGAUUAGCUGGUCUCCAAAGUCUAUUCCAGGAUUGAUGCUGUGGGAUUCUGCAAUCAGUGUGUGGCCUGGACACGAGUGGAAGGAAGCAGAUGACACUCAGACCCAGUGGGCUUGCUAAAAUCACCAAGAAAGGUAAAUGGAAGAGGUGGAGACCAGUUUAUUCCAGACACGGAAAGCACACAGAAUAGAACAAAUGGUGGCAAGAUGGCUACGACGUUCGCGGGACAGCUCAGCCCGGGCUAAAGUUGCUGCAGCUGAUGGGCCUGCAGGGAUCCCAAUCCAGACCAUCACCCCUGUGAAACACACAGUAAAAAUAGACAAAGAUGCCCUCCUCCAGGACUAUGGAUUUCACAUUUCUGAGAGCCUUCCCCUCACAGUGGUGGCCGUCACAGCAGGAGGCUCUGCUCACGGCAAGCUUUUUCCUGGUGAUCAGAUCCUCCAAAUGAACGACGAGCCUGCGGAAAGCCUUUCCUGUGAACGAGCAGUCAAUAUACUGAGGGAAGCUGAAGACCCUCUUUCAAUCACAGUUGUUCGCUGCACAUCGGGGGAUUAUAGGAGACCUUAUCAAACACUUUGCAAGAAUGAAGGAAUACUGCUAUAUCCACAGGACCCUGCCUUACCAAUCUGGAAUCCCAUCUUCAAAAGAAAAAUGAACUUGGUUGACUCUGACUUAUUCUUGGGAGUCCCCAAGUCAUCCUUCUUGACUGAGGAGAAGAGAGCCAGGCUAAAGACCAACCCCGUGAAGGUGCACUUUGCUGAAGAAGUGCUUGUCAGUGGACACAGCCAGGGUAAUUCUCUGCUGUGUAUGCCCAACGUGCUCAAGCUGUACUUGGAGAAUGGACAGACCAAAGCUUUCAAGUUUGAGGCAAACACAACUGUGAAGGACAUCAUCCUCACCGUGAAGGAGAAGCUGUCCAUCCGAAGUAUGGAGUACUUCGCACUGGCCCUGGAAGAGCAGUACAACAUCUCACGGCUACACCUGCUGCACGAGGAGGAGCUCAUCCAGCAGGUGGUAGAAAGGGAGGAGUCACAUGACUACCGCUGCCUCUUUAGGGUGUGUUUUGUUCCCAAGGACCCCCUGGACCUCCUGAAAGAAGACCCUGUGGCCUUUGAAUACCUCUAUCUGCAGAGCUGCAGCGAUGUGCUCCAGGAGCGCUUUGCUGUAGAAAUGAAAUGUAGCUCUGCGCUCCGACUCGCAGCCCUGCACAUCCAGGAGCGGAUCUACGCAUGUGCUCAGCCACAGAAGAUCUCUUUGAAGUACAUAGAGAAGGACUGGGGAAUAGAGAACUUUAUAUCUCCAACUUUACUCCGAAACAUGAAAGGCAAAGACAUCAAGAAAGCUAUUAGCUUCCACAUGAAGAGGAACCAGAAUUUGCUGGAACCCCGACAAAAGCAACUUAUAUCUGCUGCCCAACUACGUUUAAAUUAUCUACAGAUCCUUGGGGAACUCAAGACAUAUGGUGGAAAAAUCUUUAAUGCUACUCUAAUGUUACAGGAUAGAGAAUCCUACAUUGCCCUUCUAGUUGGAGCCAAGUAUGGGAUUAGCCAAAUUAUCAGUAGCAAACUCAACAUCAUGUCCACGUUGGCAGAGUUUGCCAACAUCAGCCGUGUGGAGCUGACAGAGGAGUCCGAGAAAGUGAGCAUGGUCAAAGUGUAUCUUCAGGACGUCAAGGUUCUGACGUUGCUGCUGGAAUCCAACAGUGCAAAAGACCUGGCCUGCCUGAUUGCUGGGUACUACAGGCUAUUUGUCGACCCAGAUACCUCCAUUUUCCUGUGGCCAGGAAACAAACAACAGGUGCACCGGGUAUCUGCUGAAGAAGGCUACGAAUCCAGGGCGUGCAGUGACUCAGAGGAGUCCUCUGAAGUGGACUGCGUGCUGGAGCCUCUCUCUGACGGACACGUGCUGAAGCUGGGCCCCUGCAGACCGCUCGUAAAAGAGGAGCAGCCUCCUGGGGACAGCCCCAUGCCUGAGAUGGCCAGGAGGGGCCCAAGCACCUCCGGGGCCAGCAGCAUGACAGACAGUGCUGAGUCCGAGGCUUCUGACUCUGCCAACACUGAGAGCCGAGGCUGUAGGACCAGUGGCUCCAGUGAGUCUAUGGAUGCCCUGGAAGAGGAUGACUUGGACACUUGCUCUUCUAGCAGGUCUGGCUUCUUCCACUCUAACUCACCAGGCUUCCCAGAGACUCUUGGUUCCAGCAGCCAAGAGGAGAGAAGCAGGAUUGAAACCAAUGGCUUCCUGUGUCUCCUGGACUUGGCCCAAAGAGCCAAUCAUCCAUGCCAGAAGACUGAGUUUUCUGAAAGCCCCACUCCUGAGACUUUCAGCUGGGGACCAGAACUGAGUGCAGUCAGGCUGGACCCUAGGCUAUAUGAGGGCAGCCGAACCGACUACUAUAGCCUGUGCUCCAGUGUCUCCCUGGCCAGCCACCUGAGCAACAGCUCAGAGAGCACAGCUUCCCGGCAGGGCAGAGGCCUGCCAGCCUGGGGUCAGAAGGGCUGGACUGAGGCCCAACCCAGCUCUGCUCUGGAAGCCCUGGCCCCGCAUCUGCCACUGGCCUUUGAGGACGGUAGCUCAGAUGAGGAAUACUAUGAUGCUGCUGACAAGCUCACACCCCCAGACACCCUCUCAGGGCCCAGAGCUGUUUCUGCUGCAGAAGCCAGUGCCACAAACUCACAGAAUAAGGUUAGCACGUGCACCCUUGAGGAUGGCCUGAAUCCUGGGCCAGAUGGAAGAGAACCAAGCAGAAGGGGAGGUGUGAAGAAGUACGCUAAGACACUGAGAAAAAGAAGGUCUUUCCUACAGACUGACUACACCUGUCAAGUUUCAUUUCCUCUGGUGCCAUCAGCCUCACUGGAGAGUGUGGACGACGUGUGCUACUACAACAGGGAGCCCUAUCUAGCCCUCGGUGCACCCUCCCCAACUGUAUCCUCUCUGCAGGACAUGCACAGUGAGCCUGGCCUCCUGGAGACGAAGGCCCUGGGACUGCUGGGUCCCUUGAGGAAGCCCAAGAGCAAAAGCCCAGCCUCCCGGGUCAUGGAGAUGGAGCCUGAGACCAUGGAAACCAAGUCAGUCAUUGACUCUCGAGUGUCUUCUAUUUCUGCCAUUCGCCUCCGGAUUGACCCCAACCAUAAAGAGAGUUCUGGGGAUGCCCCCCUGACUGCCACUGUUGCUAGUUCCCCAGCGAGUACCCCUCACUGUUCCAACCCAGGUUCAUCUGGCCCAGAUAAUUCUCGGGCAGAGCCUUCCCAAACCUUGUCUCCAUUUCAACACUCAGAUGGCAGUGCCCCCAAAGAACUCACCCUAGAGCUUGGGGACAGCACUUCCUCCCUCUCCAGUACUGACCCCAACCCAGAUAGAGGCUGCCAGGCCAUCAGCCCAGGGCUGCAUAAUGCCUCUCAAGCAGACACACUAGAGCUGGGAGGAGUCCAGUUUGAAACAAGAUCAGGAUCUUUGUUUACAAAUCCUAUGCAAGAAACUGCCCCCAAAUGCACAGAGCCUUUGUUGUCUCCUCCACUCAGGCCUAGAAGUGGUGAAUAUGGAAUAUAUUCAGAAGAGAAGAUGGCUUCUUUCCCUUCAGAGGAGGAGCAACAAGGACAGCUAUCUCUGGGACAUGAUGGAGAAGUUACAAACAAAAAUGGCACUGAUUUAUUUCAUGAUGAAUCUUGGAAAGAUUCAGGUGACUCCAGGGGUGACCUGUCGAAUGCUGUGCUACAGACUGGUGUCAGCGCUCCAGCUGGUGCAAUAAUAGCCUCCCUGUCCUUGAAGUCUCCUGUAACAGGAACUGAGCAGAUCCUGCCACAUUCCCCCACAGACCCCAAAGGACAGAGCAGAGAAACCCCAAGCCAAACCUGCCAGGCCCAAGAGCAAAAACUCUUGGAAGAGCUGGAUUUAGACCCUGAUUUCUUGUUUGGGGACCAGACCAUUCCAUCAGCCUUCCCUCUGGAGGAGGUCAAGGCAGAGCCACUUAACCAUAUGAUAGGGAAAGAUACAGCCUCUAGGGACACUACGCAGCAGAUCUGUUUUAAUCCAGGUCCUUCUCUGCCAAAGCCACUAGCGUGUCCCCAAAAGGAGCCCCACUUAGAAGGCUCAAAUCACUGUUCAUUGUCAGAAAGCAAAGGCAAAAGCCCUAGCAUCUGCCUUCCUGCUGAGAAAUCUUUCCUGUGCUUUGCCCCAGAAAGCCAUUCUAAAGUUUCUGCCAGUCUCAGGAUGGCCACAUCUUUGGGGUUUGUGGGUGCGAAUGAAACAGUGGCCCCUAGGAUUGGGAUGGAGCAGUGCAGCUGCCAGUUCUCCUAUGCCACGUGCUUCCGUGGCCUGCAGCCAGAGACAGAGGAAGAAGACAGGGACUUGGAAGCACACCCUACAGCCCCCCUCACCUCACCACCCUCUGCAGGAAGCCGGCUGGCCCUACCCUGGAGGCCUGCCCGGACCCACAGCUGCAGUGCCGAGCCCCUGCCGAGGAAGAGCCACAUCUGGCCAGAGUACUGCUCCAGGGCUCUGAGACAGCUGAAAGCUGCCCCUGCCAGCACCCCAGAGGGCUUCAUCCAACUCAGAGAGAGCUUACUGGAAUUACAAGAUAUUUUAGAAGCUUCCUGGGGGAGUGGGAACAAACAUCCCCCGGAGAAGUGCACCUGGCACUUUUCAGAAAGCCGGAGCCGCCUCUGCAUGGGUUCCCAGAAACUCCUGUCGAGCUGUCAACAUGUGAUCAGAAUGGACCAGUCCCCUGAAGAGAUGCAGGGGGCCGUGCGGUACACCUUCCAGCACCUGGUCCAGCUGGCCGGCCUGUGCUUCCAGUUCACAGACUGCAGCCGCUGCUCCAGUCGGCACAGGGAAGCAGCAGGGAACCUGAGGGAUGUGGUGUACGCCUACCAUCAAUUUGUAGAAGCUGCUAAGCUGACCUGUGAGAGAGGCUACCACGAUCUGAGUGUGAAACUCUUGGCCCGUCGGUGCACAGCCCUCACCGCUGCCGUGUUUUGUUUGACGCAGAAGUUCCGGGCAUCCGCUGCCCUGUGAGCAGGCUGCUUGCCCAGGCCCCUACCCUGCCCUGGACACUUUCCUGAGAAGCCCCUCCAUUCCUCCGCCCACCCCUCCAAAAUGUUUACUAGAAUAUUAAAAUAAACUGCUGCUUCAUCCUG